AUGAACUACAAUUGCUUCGGUUUUGUGGCCACCUGUUUGCCAGCCGAUGUCGGGCAGCCGAGAACAUUCAGUUUCUUAGAACUUCUACUCAAUAAAGACACGAGUAAAGUGCAGACAAUUGAAAAGUUGGCAUUGAGAGCAGUUGUCAAACAGGCGCUGAUCGAGAAGCAAGAACAGCUCGUGAAUCUUCUCAAAACAGGUAAGUUCAUCUCAUUUUUACAGUAAUCUUACAAUUGCCACGUUUUCCAGCCGCCCGCAUCGAGACGUUUGCCCCUCUAAUGCUAUGUGAUACUCCGGAAAUCCAACGUUUUUUCGUUGAGAAACUAGUGGCCAGGCACCAAACGAUUUCGUGUUUCUUCAAGCCGAAUAGUGUUCGACUGAUUAAUACGCGUGGCACAUGUUUCAUGGAGUUCAGAGUGAAGAGGGUGAAGGACGGAAUCCCGAUCGAUGAGACCCUCCGAAUGCUCGUAUUGAUCUUGCAGCGAGGGUGCAGUCUUCAGGCUGACGUAGACGGUGAGAAGGCUCCUGGGCUGGAUGUAUAAUAACACAAUUUCAUACUUUCAGGUGUCGUUCCCUACCUAAACGAGCUGCGGACACGAAUCGAAGGCCUACCAAAGACAGACGACAGCAUUCACUGCCUGAAAGUUCCCACCGGAACCCGGAAUCUUCUCUGGUCGAUAACUCGGAAUACCGCUCUCUUGUGA
Messenger RNA from Caenorhabditis sp. 36 PRJEB53466, 704 nucleotides. The record is from the annotation of a GenBank genome assembly. Lineage: Eukaryota; Metazoa; Nematoda; Chromadorea; Rhabditida; Rhabditidae.